CCACCGUCGGCGUCCUAUGCCCGAUUUCUGAGGGACCACACGUGCUACGAUCUUAUGCCUCCUAGCUCAAAGAUUGUCGUUUUCGAUAUGAGAUUGAGUGUUAAAAGGUCGUUUUUAGCCCUGGUUGGCAACGGAGUGAAAGCAGCUGUACUCUGGGAUACUGAGUUGCAGGAUUUUACGAGUAUGCUAACUAUCACAGACUUCAUCAAGAUACUCUACAGAUACCAUAGGGCUGGUGAGAUUGGAGUCGAAGAUGUUGAAAAUGACACCAUCUGCAAGUGGAAAUCUGUUUUUAAUUCGAGCAAUCUCAUUAGCUGCUGUCCAGAGGAUUCACUGUUUACAGCUUUGAAGCUACUCUGCCAAAAUAGGGUACAUAGACUGCUUGUUAUAGACAGCAAGUUAGGCAAUCCAAUCAACAUCCUCACCCACAAGCGAAUCCUGAAGUUCAUUCACCUCCACAUGAAAACAAUCCCGGAGCCAGACUUUAUGAACUCUCCCAUCUCAUCCAUCCAAACUGCCACUACAAAAAAUGUUUCCACGAUAACGUACAGCACGAGACUGAUAAACGUGCUGAGGUUAUUCAUAGAACACCACAUCUCAGCCGUGCCUGUGGUUGACGAGCGUGGAAAGUUGAUUGAUAAACUGGCGUACGACAAGCUGUACAGUGACCUUGGCAGGCCCGUCAGAGAGAUCAUGAGUAAGCAGAAGAGUGAAGUGAGUUUGGUUUGUUGGUUUGGUGAUACGUUGAAGACUGUUGUCGACCGGAUUGUUACUGCCUCUGUACAUAGGUUGAUUAUUGUGAACGAUGAUGAGGAAGUUGUUGGCGUUCUUACGCUGUCUGAUUUGCUGAGACAUCUUGUGCUUAUUCCUAUAGGUCUGUUGGUUGUUUGGUCGGUUGGUCGGUCGGUUUGUUGGUUGGUUGGUUUGUUGGUUGGUCAUUUGGCUGGCUGA
Molecule: messenger RNA, 951 nt
Organism: Helobdella robusta
Lineage: Eukaryota; Metazoa; Annelida; Clitellata; Rhynchobdellida; Glossiphoniidae
Exons: 11
Source: RefSeq, a predicted model, not a curated record